CAGACGGCUCACAGUGUUUUGUUGUGCGAUUGUGGUACCCGCGCUCGAACGCCCGGAUCGCCAUUGCUGUUCAACAAAAUGGAUCUUUUCGUGAUCGACACGGCCGGCGACACCAGCGGAAGCCGUAGCUUCGCUUUAAGCUCCAUCCCGCGUCGUCCCAAAUCGUCCAUUAGCGCAUUCGAUGGCCGGGUGCCCGCCGAAGAGACGAAGUUACACAGCACGGCACCGGAGGAAAGCGAUGACGACGACGACUACGCAGGACUUCCACCACCGGGCGAAAGCAUCGCGAACAUCCUGAACAAAGACGAUGUGGCCGACGUGCGUUUUGUUUCACGGAAACGCAAAAGCAAUGGAAAUGGGAAAGAGGUAUCGCAAACUGCCGACGAUACAGCGCAGCAAGCGGGGCCUUCCAAGCAGAAAAAAGGCGGUCCCGGAAUUCAGCCGAUCCGCACGAACGUUCAGGAAGAGAUGAAGAGUGCCGUCCUCACGCCGGCCAUUGAGAAGAAGGAGAAUAUUGCCCGGUUGGCCAUGUCGGACACUGCAAUCCGGAAGCUUAACAGGCUGGAACGCAAAAAGACCAAGGGCAAGGGUUGGUACGGACUGGCCGCACCGGAAAUCACCCCGGAGCUGCAGAACGAACUGACGCUGAUGAAGAUGCGCUCCGUGCUGGAUCCAAAGCAGUCCUUCAAGCGGCUGGACAAACGCAAGCAGCCUAAAUACUUCGAGAUCGGCAAAAUUAUCGACUCCCCGCUGGAUCACUUCAACGAGCGCGGCAUGAAGAAGCUUAAGUCGAAAUCGCUCGUCGACGAGCUGCUGGCCGACGCCGAGUUCCAGAAGUACAACAAGCGCAAGUACGCGGAAGCGCUCGAGCGACAGAAGAAAAAAGCCUACCACAAAGCGGUCAUGAAGAUGAAGAAAGAGAAGAAGAAGGGCAAGAGGAAAUAAAGUCGGCUUUUACGGGUUUUGCUGUUUA
This is a messenger RNA of Anopheles coluzzii, 973 nucleotides long. RefSeq names its product deoxynucleotidyltransferase terminal-interacting protein 2. The transcript is spliced from 3 exons. Bases 79 to 945 code for a protein of 288 amino acids. NCBI's taxonomy places the organism in Eukaryota, Metazoa, Arthropoda, Insecta, Diptera, Culicidae. Gene Ontology annotation, biological process: RNA processing. Gene Ontology annotation, cellular component: nucleolus. Gene Ontology annotation, molecular function: RNA binding. The record is from RefSeq and is a predicted model, not a curated record.